AUGCCUCCCUCUCACAAGCAACCCCCCCGCGCUCUACUAUUGCUCCCACCUGCGCCAAAUCCACCAUCCUAUGCCGCCCUUAAGGCAGCCUAUAAUUCGCCAUUAUUCACCGUUCUCAAGCAGUUGGCUACGGCUCCACGCACGGCGCAGGAACCCGCCCUGCUCGACAUUGUAUUGCCGUGUCCCCAUCUGUAUGGCCGUCUUGACGCGCCAAGAGGCCCACACUAUGCAACUACCCAGCAACUGGUAGCUGACCUAUACAAACUCAUCUGCAUCACCGCCACCCAGAACGCAAUCGAUACCGAGGAUGCAGAAGGCAUCGAUGCUCGCGUCAUCCUGGUUGCCUAUCCCAGAGACGGCCAGCUGACAACGCCCUUGCCAGACUCUACUCCAGAGCAGGAACUGCAGGGCCCUGCCAUCGAUAUACAUGCACUUGCUACGAGCUCCAGGUCAUGGGAUGCCAUCUACUCGGUUGAAAGCGAGCAAGGCGAGGGUGUCUUGAACAAGUUCCUCUCCUUCUCAAAAACCCAAAGAAGCGUGUCACGAGUUCGCGGCGGCAUAGUGAGUGUGGAGAGAUCAAUGCCGGAUACGCCAGCUGUACAAGCACCGAGCGCCUCUGUUAACCACCUCUCCGUUGCAGUGGGUGGGACUUUUGAUCAUCUUCACAUCGGCCACAAGCUGCUGCUCACCAUGUUCGCCUUCAUGCUUGGGAGGAGCCAAAAACCGACCACACUUACCGUCGGAAUCACUGGCGACGCACUGCUCAAGAACAAGAAAUUCGCCGACUACCUAGAAAGCUGGAAACGCCGCCAGGAAUCUGUACACGACUUCCUCUCAUCUCUCAUCUAUUUUGGACGCGCUGAUGAUGAACGUAUCCAAGUCCACGAAGUCAAUGAUCCAGGGCCAAACGGACAUGCCGUCCACGUCAGUUAUCCUUUCGGUCUUACCAUCAAAUAUGUCGAGAUCUGGGAUCCUUUCGGGCCCACCAUCACUGACAAGGACAUCACUGCGUUGGUCCUUUCACUUGAAACGAGGAGUGGCGGCGCUGCAGUGAACAGCAAGCGCAAGGAACAAGGAUGGGAGCCCCUGGAGGUCUUUGAAGUGGCGGUUCUUGAUGCCAGCGAAGAAGACAACGUGGAUGAAACAUUCCAAAGCAAGCUGAGCAGCACAGAGAUUCGUCGGAAGCGAAGUGAGCGCACUCAGUCCACGACCAGGGCGUGA
Cucurbitaria berberidis CBS 394.84 is the source of this 1221-nucleotide messenger RNA. RefSeq names its product pantetheine-phosphate adenylyltransferase family protein. The record is from RefSeq and is a predicted model, not a curated record. Gene Ontology annotation, biological process: coenzyme A biosynthetic process. The transcript has a single exon. Gene Ontology annotation, molecular function: dephospho-CoA kinase activity. NCBI's taxonomy places the organism in Eukaryota, Fungi, Ascomycota, Dothideomycetes, Pleosporales, Cucurbitariaceae. The coding region runs from base 1 to 1221 and encodes 406 amino acids.